This is a messenger RNA of Closterium sp. Naga37s-1, 606 nucleotides long. Lineage: Eukaryota; Viridiplantae; Streptophyta; Zygnematophyceae; Desmidiales; Closteriaceae. The record is from the annotation of a GenBank genome assembly.
AUGCUUGCCUCUUCCCCCCUUCCCCCCACCCCCACCCUUUCCCCCCACCCUUUCACUCUUUUCCAUUUGCAGCUCAAGGCACAAAAACCAGCGUGGCAAACCGACUCCUCCUUCUCCCUCAAGGAGAAAAACACCUCCUCCAAUCCCACUACUGCUGCUGCUGCUGUUGCUGCUGUGCCAGCAGCAGCGCCUGCCACGCUAGCAGGCGUGCUGCUGCCCGCUCCUGCUCCCGCCACGUGGCGCGUCGCUACUGGUGGAGCGGGCGAGGAGGAGGAUGAGCUGGUGGACGAGGAUGAGCUGGUGGACGAGGAUUCGCUGCUCACAGCAGAGGAUCUGGUGGCGCCUGUGUCUCCUCCUCCUAGUGCUGCUGCAGGAAUGCCAUUUAGCAGUUCAGCACUUGCUGCUGAUCUGAGAGUGGAGGAUUUGAUGGCUCAUGUGCCCCCUCCUCCUAGUGCUGCUGCAUGUGUGGUGCUUUUGCUGCAGACUCUCUUCCCCUACUCUUUCAAUCUGUGGCGCUGCCACGACGCCAAGAAGGCGGGUGGAAAAGCUAAGAUGGCGGCAGCAGAAGAAGCAGGAGGGACAAAGGGCGCGCAGGGAAAGACCUGA